AUGUCUGAAGACUUGAAGAAGUUUUAUGAUGAGGUCGAUAAGCGAGCAGAUGACGAGUUCAUUAACAGGAGACUGGGCACGGCUAUCUCCUACAAGUCAGUUUCGAGUGAGGCUGAAAACCGCCCAAAUGUAGUAGCAAUGGAAAAGUUCCUGGAGGAAGAGCUGGGCAAACUUGGUGCGGAUGUAGAACCAUUCUGCAUGGGAAAGCAACAGAAAAAGAAGCCAACAGACCCAGACCUCGAUCUGCCCCCGAUUCUUGUUGCGUGGUACCCCCCGAAGAAUAGUAUUCAUAAUGGCAAGAAAACCCUUCUCAUCUACGGUCACUAUGAUGUCCAGCCAGAGUUGACCGGUUGGUCGCCUGAACACCCGGCCUUUAAGCUGACCAAACAAGGCCCCAGUGGGGAGGAGCGGCUAUAUGGACGGGGCUCUACUGAUGAUAAGGGACCGGUUCUGGGAUGGCUGAAUGCUAUCGAAGCCCACAAGAAGGCCGGAAUUGAAAUUCCUGUCAAUCUCAUCUUUUGCUUUGAAGGCAUGGAAGAAAGCUCGUCAGAGGGAUUCACUAAAUUUCUUGACGAACAUGGCAAUGAUAUCUUCAAAAGCGUGGAUGGAGGCGUUAUUGCCGACAAUUACUGGAUUACCACCAAAUACCCAUGUCUGACCUAUGGACUUCGAGGUAUCAACUACUUCAGAGUCACCAUCACGGGCGCCCCUAAGCAGCUCCAUAGCGGCAUCUACGGGGGUGCUAUUGCCGAGCCCAUGACAGACCUCUUUAGUCUUUUUUCGAAAUUAGUUGAUAACAAGGGGAAAAUUCUGAUACCCGGAAUCAAUGACCAGGUAGAAGAGCUCACCGUAGAAGAGGAGGAACUGUACAAAAACAUUCGUUUCGAGUUGAAAGAUUUCACCGACGCAAUUGGCGACAGGAGAGUGCCACUCUACGAGAACCCAACUGACAUUCUUAUGCACCGAUGGAGAUAUCCGUCGCUCUCGAUCCACGGGAUCAAUGGCGCGGAUUCAAGCGACGACCCAGGCACAGCAAUCCCGAACAAGGUGACAGGCGCGUUCUCCAUCAGAACCGUGCCAAGAAUGGAUGGUGACACAGUCAACAAGAAGGUGACAGAAUAUCUCCAAGAGGAAUUCAAAAAGCUGGGCAGUAAAUGUGAAAUGAAAAUAGGAUUAUCACCCGAAACCACUCCAUACUGGUGGACGAAAAUCGAGGACCCCAAUUUCGAAGCUGCUGCCAAAGCCACCAAGGCUGUUUACAAAACUGAUCCAGACUAUACCCGAGAGGGUGGAAGUAUCGGUGUUGCAUUGUAUCUCCAAAAGAUUCUAGGAGAAAAGAGUCUUCUGUUGCUCCCCGUGGGUGCGUCGGAUGACGGACCUCAUGGGCCCAACGAGAAAAUCGACAGAAGAAACUACAUCGAGGGAACCAAGUUGUUUGGUGCCUACUGGCACUACUUCGCUGAAAAAGCUUAA
Molecule: messenger RNA, 1473 nt
Organism: Aspergillus tanneri
Lineage: Eukaryota; Fungi; Ascomycota; Eurotiomycetes; Eurotiales; Aspergillaceae
Product: Metallopeptidase M20
Exons: 5
Coding region: 1-1473 (490 amino acids)
Biological process (GO): proteolysis
Molecular function (GO): peptidase activity
Source: RefSeq, a predicted model, not a curated record